ACACUUGCAACAGGUUCCACUCUCCUAUAAAUCCCUCCAAACUAACUCUCUCUCCCCCCCAAAACUUCAUUUCCUUGCUUCUCUCCAUAUCCUUGCUUCCCUUUACAUUUGCAACAACCACUCUUUGUUAGUCUUUUAUUUUUCAACAGAUUUACAUGUCCGGGAUGGAGCUGAUUCCUGGUCUUCCUAAUGAUAUUGCCCGUGAAUGUUUGAUUCGUGCCCCAUACAAUAACUUCUCCAACAUUGCAUCAACCUGUAAAGAUUGGAAGGUUGAAAUUCAUUUGCCAGAGUUUUUUCGUCAUCGAAAAGCUGCUGGCUGUAGUAAACAUGUGAUGGUGAUGACCCAAACCCGAGUCAACCCGAGAGGAAAUUUGGGCUUGAAAUGCCAGGCCAUGCUGGUUUAUCGCCUCGUGCUUUGUGAGCCGGAUACCGGUGACUGGUGUGAGCUGCCAUCAGUUCCGGGGCUGUCUGAUGGGCUGCCCAUGUUUUGUCAAGUUGUCGGAGUCGGGUCGAACCUCGUCGUGAUGGGCGGGUUAGAUCCGGAUACUUUUGAGAUCCGGAAUGCUGUCUAUGUCUACAAUUUUAUAUCGGCCAGGUGGUGGCGUGGCGCUGAUAUGCCAGGUGUGCGGAGGAUAUUCUUUGGAUGCGCAUCGGAUUUGGAUAGGAUGGCCUACGUUGCCGGAGGACAUGAUGGCGACAAAAAUGCGUUGAAAUCAGCAAUGGCAUAUGACGUGGCAGCUAACAUGUGGGUUCAGUUGCCUGAGAUGGAAAGAGAGCGUGAUGAGUGCAAGGGAAUUUUCCACCUUGGGCAGUUCCACGUCAUCGGCGGAUAUUGUACAGAGAGGCAAGGCCAAUUCGAGAGCAGUGCCGAGCAAUUCGACAUCGCCACGUUUCAAUGGAGCCCAGUGCAAGAUAACCUCUUGUUAACCGGCAGGUGUCCAAGAACAUGUGUGGCAGCUGACGGAAAAAUUAUACAUGUGCUGGGGAGGUGAGUGGCAAGACUGGAGGGUGACACCUGGAACACAUAGCUGAGCUGCCAGCUGAAGUGUGCAAAA
Molecule: messenger RNA, 1055 nt
Organism: Theobroma umbraticum
Lineage: Eukaryota; Viridiplantae; Streptophyta; Magnoliopsida; Malvales; Malvaceae
Source: RefSeq, a predicted model, not a curated record